UGGAGAGGAACCGUCGCGAGUGAGUCUGAUCAUCUUCUGACAUAAGUGCUUUGAUGUGGUUUCCUGUGUAGGCGUCCAUGGAUAGGUGGCUAUGCCUGCUGUGUAUACCUUAACAAUUCUAAAGCUAAAGGUAUAAAAAUAAAUUUUAAGUUACUAUACAUGAAUAUAACUACUAUAUCUAUGUUUUGAUAUUCACUCAUUCUUGGAGUUGUCAGGAAGUAACCAGGAGGCUGAAGAGAGUUCCAUGUGCAAGUACGGAAAGCCUGUAGCUGCUCAGGCAGGCUCAAUGCCACAGAAAGUUCUCUGAGCUCUUCCAUCAAUCAACCAACCAACCAAUCAAACAACCCCUUGAAAAACUGAAGAUGUUUACCUGCAUCUCAACAGGGUCUUAUUUCAAAGAAUGGAUUAAGAGAAACUUAAUUUCUUGUUUAUUUCUAUUUAAACAACACAUAACAAUCAGAAGUCCCAAGAUUCUAGAGAACCUUAUGAGAUGUCACUUCCCAUGUUUAUACGGGUGCAGUGUCUCAUCUUUCUCAGUGGUACAUCUUUUCAGUGUAUCUUUGUGCAAAAAAGCUUUAUAUGAGUACAUUAUCUUUGGUAUUGUGUUAGAUUUUAAGUGAUGAACAUUUUCUCAAGUGAUUAAUGUCUCUGCAUUUGGUUUCCACUUUAUAUAAACAAAUCAUAUCAAAUAAGAAGCCCAUCUGUUCCGUGUAGCUAGGCAAAGAAAACCAGCCCUAAAGUCAAGAACUUAAUGUUAUCAGUUACUAAAAAACAAAACAUAAAACAUAGUGAGAGUUAAAAGAAAAAAACAAAACAAAACAAAAAACAAUUCUAGACUGAUUUGAUGUUUCCAUAUGCCUCUAGCCAAACUGGAAUAAUUGGAGAGAGCUUAUUGUACGAACAUCUGGAAAGCAAUUUAUUGAGUGGGCCUCACCAUUUAUUUUAUUUCCUUGCUCCAGCGUCCAAUAUCUUUGGGCUACAAGAGAGAGACAGAGAAAAAGAAGAUGGCUUGGUUCUAACAUUCCCUUUAAUCUAUGUACUGACUUCAGACUGGCUUCAUCCUUGGGAAUUCUUCUCUGCCGUGCUGUGCAUUCUCUGUGGGUCAAACAUAGACGUGGACAACUGUGCGGCAAUGGGAGAUGAGAGGGGCAUGACCCGGAAGCUCCUGGAAUGCAGUCUCAGUGAUAAGUUGUGUAUUAUCCGGGAGCAGCAAUAUGAGAUCAUCAUCAUCCCAGCCGUGCUGGUUGGCAUCUUCCUCAUCCUUCUCACAGUCAUCUUGUGGCUUUUUAUCAGGGGACAAAGGGCCCAACGACAGUCCCCUGGACCCCAAGGCAUUGCCGCCGUGCCUCCAUCUAGGGACCUGAACUGGGACGCAGUGGGACACGGAGGAAGUGUGUUUGUGCCACUUACGGAAACGUCAGUGGAAAGCCUCCUACGAGCCAGCACACACACCCUGGCCACGCUGCAGGUGCCCCGGGAGCAACUCUCUGAAGCUCUGGAGCAGAUCUACAGUGGUAGUGGUGGGGCCAUCUAUCGAACCAGCAUGUAUACUGGGGACCCUGCUAAGCCCAAGAGUGUUGUCCUCAAGGCUUUAAAAGAACCAGCCAGGCUCCAGGAGGUGCAGGAUUUCUUAGGGCGAAUCCAGUUCUAUGAGCACCUGGGGAAGCAUAAGAACCUGGUACAGCUGGUUGGCUGCUGCACGGAAGGGCUGCCGCUCUACAUGUUGUUGGAGGACGUGGCUCAGGGGGACCUGCUCAGCUUUCUCUGGACCUGUCGCCGGGAUGUGAUGACCAUGGAGGGCCUUCUCUAUGAUCUCACAGAAAAACAAGUCUAUCACAUUGGAAAGCAGGUCCUUUUGGCCUUGGAAUUUCUCCAGGAUAAGCACCUGUUCCAUGGGGAUGUGGCAGCCAGGAACAUCCUGAUCCAAAGUGAUCUCACUGCCAAGCUCUGUGGCCUGGGCCUGGCUUAUGAAGUGUACACCCAAGGGGCCAUAUCCUCCACUCGCACCAUACCUGUCAAGUGGCUCGCCCCGGAAUGGCUCCUGUUGAGACCAGCUGGCAUCAGAGCAGACAUGUGCGGUGUCUUCCCGUCCCCGACCAUGACUAGAUCUGUUGUCAGUUAUGUCCACAAGUGA
Manis javanica (Malayan pangolin) is the source of this 2134-nucleotide messenger RNA. The record is from RefSeq and is a predicted model, not a curated record. Lineage: Eukaryota; Metazoa; Chordata; Mammalia; Pholidota; Manidae.